AUGCUGCUGAUGGAGGCCCGGGGCCUGGCCCCGAUCAUCGCUCUGCUCUCCAUACUUGCCGCUGCCGCUCUCCCCCCCGGCUGUAAGCAGGACGGCCGAUCGCGGGCUCCGGGCAAGGCGGCGGCGGGAGGAGGAGGAGGAUCGGGAGGGGAGGCGGGGAAGGUGAUGUGCAGCAGCCCGGAGAGCGGCCGGAGGUUACCGAUGGGAGUCCUACCGAACCGGACCAACACCCUAAUCUUGAACAGUAAUAAGAUCACAGAACUGAACAAUGGCUCCUUCGAGGGACUGUAUUUUCUAGAACGACUGGACCUUCGAAAUAACUUAAUCAGUUUAAUCGAACCUGGUGCCUUUUCAGGACUUGCGUCUCUUAAACGACUAGAUCUUGCCAAUAACAGGAUUGGAUGCCUCAAUGCUGAUAUAUUUAAGGGACUCCCCAACCUGGUUAGACUUAAUCUUUCUGGGAAUUUAUUUUCCUCUUUGGCACAAGGAACAUUUGCUAACCUGAUUGCCUUAAAGUCAUUAGAGUUUCAGACGGAUUAUCUACUUUGUGACUGUAAUCUUCUGUGGAUGGUUCGAUGGAUGAAAGCCAAAAAUAUUACAGUGCGUGAGACCAAGUGUUCCUACCCCAAAGCUCUUCAAGGACAGCCGAUAGCAGCAUUGAAACCAGAACAGCUGACAUGCGAGUCACCUCUUGAGCUUCCAUCAUUUUUUAUGACGCCAUCACACCGCCAGGUGGUCUUUGAAGGGGACAGUCUGCCAUUCCAGUGCAUGGCUUCCUACGUUGACCAGGACAUGCAGGUUUUAUGGUAUCAGGAUGGGAAGAUUGUGGAAACUGAUGAGUCACAGGGGAUUUAUGUGGAGAAGAAUAUGAUCCACAACUGCUCGUUGAUUGCCAGCGCUCUGACCAUUUCCAAUAUUCAAGCUGGAUCCACGGGGAACUGGGGCUGCCGUGUUCAGAGUCGGCGUGGCAAUAACACAAGGACUGUGGAUAUUGUGGUGCUGGAGAGUUCUGCACAGUACUGCCCUAUGGAGAGAGUUAUCAAUAACAAAGGGGAUUUUAAGUGGCCAAGAACAUUGGCAGGAAUUACUGCAUAUCUACUGUGCACCCGCUAUUCAGCUGGAGGUGGAAUCUAUCCUGGCACCCAACAAGAUGAGAUAAGAGCCUGGCGACGAUGUGACCGAGGGGGCUCCUGGGCAGAGGAGGACUAUUCUAAAUGCCAGUACGCUAAUGACGUCACACGAGUCCUAUUCAUGUUUAAUCAGAUGCCACUAAACCUCACCAAUGCAGUUGCAACAGCUAAGCAGCUUCUGGCCUACACAGUGGAGGCUGCAAACUUCUCUGACAAGAUGGACGUUAUCUUUGUUGCUGAAAUGAUCGAGAAAUUUGGCCGCUUUGCAGAAAAAUACAAGGAGCUUGGAGAUGUUAUGGUGGACAUUGCCAGUAACAUCAUGCUGGCAGAUGAGCAUGUUUUGUGGAUGGCGCAGAAAGAGGCAAAGGCUUGCACCCGCAUAGUGCAGUGUUUACAGCGUAUUGCUACAUAUCGGCUGGCCAAUGGUGCUCAAGUAUACUCCACAUACUCCCCAAACAUCGCUCUAGAGGCCUAUGUUAUAAAGUCUGCUCUCUUCACUGGCAUGACCUGUACCGUCUUUCAGAAACUGGCAGCAUCCGAUCGUGCUGUGUUAGCUGAAAUUGGCAGAAGAGACCCAGAUGGGAACUUGGAUAAACAGCUGAGUUUUAAGUGCAAUGUGUCCAGCACCUUCAGUGUAUCGGCAUUAAAGAACACAGUAGUGGAAGCUUCUAUCCAGCUGCCGGCUGCUUUGUUUGGGUCCAGAGAAAAAAGAGAGAGGAGAGCAGUGGAUGAAUCGGUGUACAAGCUUCAGCUGAUUGCAUUUAGAAAUGGAAAGCUUUUCCCAGCCACUGGAAACUCCACACACCUCGCAGAUGAGGGCAAGAGGCGCUCAGUGGUCACUCCGGUCAUCCUUGCCAAAUUAGGUUUGUAUAGAGCUAUCUAUGCCUCCUCAUCUUAGACACAUUCAUAUUACGUGCAUUAUUGCGCAAUGGAAAGGACCCUGUAGCAUGAAUGGAUUUUAGAUUUACUUAAUGGACAACAUAAGCGGAUGGAAAUCACCAACAGCCUGCCAGAUAUGCAUUGGCAUCAGAUGAGAAUGUAACCACUAUACACCAGUGUGACUUUACACUUGCUUAGCAAAGACAAAACAUGCACAAAGUGUUAAUGGACUUAACAGGGACUGAAUUCUAUGCCCAUCCUGUGUCUCUGCUGCAUCCCGUUGUCUAUGCAUCUGCUGUGGUGUUGCUGCUCUGCUUACUGGUGCUUAUUGUCAGUUAUUUAUACUAUCACAGCGUGAUACGAAUCAGCCUUAAAAGCUGGCACAUGUUGGUAAACCUGGGUCUUCACAUCUUCCUGACCUGUGCAGUGUAUGUUGGUGGCAUCAAUCAGACCAGAAACUCCAGUGUGUGUCAGGCUAUUGGUAUUCUUCUCCAUUACUCCACACUGGCCACAGUGCUCUGGGUAGGAGUCACAGGUCGGAACAUUUAUAAACAGGUCACCAAGAAAGCCAAGCGCUGUCAGGAUCCAGAUGAACUGCCUCCUCCUCCUAGGCCAAUGCUCAGGUUUUAUUUGAUCGGUGGUGGCAUUCCUAUCAUUGUCUGUGGGAUAACAGCAGCGGCCAACAUUAAAAACUAUGGGAGCCAGUCCAAUGCACCAUAUUGUUGGAUGGCUUGGGAACCAAGCCUUGGAGCCUUCUACGGUCCAGCGAGCUUUAUUGUCUUUAUAAAUUGCAUGUACUUCCUCAGCAUAUUCAUUCAACUCAAACGUCACCCUGACCGAGUGUUUGAAUUAAAAGAACAGACAGAGGAACAGCAGCGUCUUGCAGCCAGCGAGAGCGGGGAGGGGGAACAACCCAGAUUCACUCUCUGUGUCUUUAGUAUCCACAUCAGCCUUAGAGAAUGAACAGACAUUCCAAGCUCAACUGCUUGGAGUCAGCCUUACUCUAUUUCUCUAUGUAUCUCUUUGGAUAUUUGGUGCAUUGGCAGUCUCUUUGGAUUACCCAAUGGAUCUGGUCUUCAGCUGUUUUUUCGGGGUCACAUGUCUAAGCCUUGGUGCCUUUUUAGUGGUACACCACUGCAUUAAUAGAGAAGAUUUGA
Molecule: messenger RNA, 3166 nt
Organism: Staurois parvus
Lineage: Eukaryota; Metazoa; Chordata; Amphibia; Anura; Ranidae
Source: the annotation of a GenBank genome assembly